Molecule: messenger RNA, 7498 nt
Organism: Trematomus bernacchii (emerald rockcod)
Lineage: Eukaryota; Metazoa; Chordata; Actinopteri; Perciformes; Nototheniidae
Product: mucin-2-like
Exons: 45
Coding region: 1-6885 (2294 amino acids)
Cellular component (GO): extracellular matrix
Molecular function (GO): protein binding
Source: RefSeq, a predicted model, not a curated record
AUGAGUUGCCCCUGGUCUCACCUGCUAUCCUGCAGCCACAGAGCCACAGGCAGCAUGGCCUCGCCGCGAUGGAUACUGGCAGUCUGCGUUUCUCUAUUCUCAGUGUUAGGCACCGGGGAAUCGGUCACAACAACUGAAAGUCAGAAAUAUACUUGCAGGACUUUUGGCAGCGGCGUCGUCCAGCCUUUCAACGGUUCAAGUUUCUACGUUCGGUCCAACUGCAUGUUCCUCCUCACCCACUUCACCCACCACCGGGUGGAGUGUGACAUCACCACACGGCGAGAGGACGACGGGCUGCUGGUCCGAGUCGAGAUCAUCAUCAACAAAGUCAGGACUGUUGUGCAGAAUGGAAGCAUCCUGGUGGAGGGGAAAAGUGUUUCCCUUCCAUACGACCACACCUACCAGCAUAUCUUUCAGUACGGCAUCUACACCAAACUGAAGAGCUCGCUGCUUCCUCUGUCCGUCACCUGGCACAAUGUUCCCGGAGGAGUAGACACUUUGUGGGUGGAGUUGGAGCAGGAACUAAGCACCGACAUGACUGGACUGUGUGGAAAGCACACCACCCAAGGCAACAAGCAGCAGUUGAUCACAGAGAGCGAGCGAGCUGAUGACACGUGUCAAACCCGAGAUCCUUUCUUCGCUGUCAAUCAAGCAUGCAGGGAGUUCUUUUCCUACACCCUGGAAUGUCUGCUAGCUCAGACGCCUCAUUAUAUUCAACUCUGUGAGGAGAACAUUUACGGCUACGAAACGAGCAAAUACAUCGGCUGUGCUUUCUUCAAAGAAGUAGUCCAACAGUGUGGAGACAACAGCCAUGCCUGGGACAUUUGGAGAACGGUUACUCACUGUGAUGAGCCCAGGUGUCCCGGGAAUCUGGUUUAUGUAGAACUGGGUGCAGCCUUUUUUCCCAGCUGCUCCAAUCAGAACCCAACCUCCUCCAACCAGGAACUCACCAGCUCCUGUGUCUGCCCUGAGGGUACGGUGCUCAAUGAUCACGAAGAUAGCUACCAGUGUGUGAGUGUGUCCAGCUGCCUGUGUGUGUUUGCUGGUAAAAGCUACUCACCCGGAGACAUACUUAGCACUAAGUGUCAGUCAUGUACGUGUGUCGAUGGGAAAUGGCAAUGCUCUGAAAACCUCUGCCCCACCAGAUGUGUAAUCGAAGGGCAGUUUGUGACAUCAUUUGAUGGCAAAAAAUACGUCCUGCCUGGUAAAUGUAGAUAUGUGGCUUCACAGGGUCUCUACUGGACAAUAACAAUAGAGUUUUCCAAAAAGGCACCCUCACUAAAAACUGUUAUUCUUGAGCUUUUUCAGGAAACUUAUACAUUCUCUCAAGACAGGGUUCAAAUUGGAGGGGAGACGAUCACUGAACUUCAUCAAUCUGAUCAUGCUCUGGUUUUCUGGCAGUCCUCCAUGUACGUCCAGGUCGACACAUCCUUUGGUAUGAAGAUCCAAGUCCAGAUGUCUCCUGAAAUCCAGCUGUACAUCACCCCGCCCAAAGACCACACUGGCGUAAUCUCAGGUCUCUGUGGCAACAACAACAACGACACCACAGAUGACUUCACCACCAGCAGCGGGAUCAUCGAGAACUCUGCUCAGCCGUUCGCUCAGUCCUGGAGCGUGGGGGUUUGUGCAGUGAACAUACCGGACCCCUGCAUCAACACUGACAAAGAGAUUUUCGCUGAUGAGAAGUGCUCAGUGUUGAACAUCCCCACUGGGAUAUUUGCUAAGUGCCAUGGUCAUAUCCCUACUAAUCACUACCACACGGCUUGCAUCAAACGAACAUGUAACUGUGGCAGCAGCUUGUCUCAGUGCCUGUGUGUCUCUCUGGGUAGUUAUGCCGAAGCCUGUGCCAGUCUGGGUGUUGUGAUUGGUGACUGGAGGAAAGCUACCAACUGCACUUUGAACUGUCUAAAGAACCAGGAAUUCUCAUACGACACGCAAGCCUGCAAACACACAUGCCGCUCCCUGUCGGGCCCGGACCCCCGCUGCGGACUGGACGACGCUCCGGUGGAGGGCUGCGGCUGUCCGGAGGGAACUCACCUGAACCAAGGAGACGUCUGCACCCGAAAGGCAGAGUGCGACUGUCACUACAACGGCGGGACGACCCCACCAGGGGCUGCUAUUAUCGACGGACGAAAUUGCCUCUGUGUAAAUGGAGAGCUGAACUGUUCCCAGGAUUGUGGGUGCAGAAAUGGAAAGGUUUGUGUGCAUUGCAGCGAGUACCCUGUCAACACGGCUCAGAAAACCUGUGAGAGUCUCAGCAAACCAAUGGGUACCAAUAUGACCUGUGAGAGUGGCUGUUACUGCCCACAUGACCAGUAUGAGGAUCACCGUGGACACUGUGUUUCUCUUGAUAACUGCACCUGUGUGUACAGCGGCAAAGUGUUCAGUGCAGGACAGCUCGUCAGCACCAACUGUAAAACAUGUGUCUGUGGUCAGGGUCAGUGGCUCUGCAGAGACGAGCCUUGCUCUGGGAAAUGUCAGGUUUACGGCAACGGACACUACCAGACAUUUGACUCCAACUGGUACCGCUUUGACGGACAAUGUCAGUACACACUAGUAGAGGAUGGCUGUGGAGAUGGAAACAGCACCUUCUCUGUCAGAGUGGAGAGCGUCCCCUGCUGUGAUGAGGCGCUCACCUGCUCUCGCUCCAUCGUCCUCGACCUGCAGGACAAAGUCACCCUGACACUGAGCGACAUGAAGGUAACCAGACGCUACCAUGAAGGCUGGACUCUGCAGGGAGACUCACUUUACUCCACACACACUGUCGGACUUUACAUCAUAAUCUCUGUGCCGAGCAGAGGGAUAACUCUCAUCUGGGACAAACACACCCGCAUCACUAUAGAGCUGCAAUCACACUGGAGGAACCGAGUCUGUGGCCUCUGUGGAAAUUUUGACUUCAAUGAGAUGAAUGACCUACAGAUAAGUGGCUCAGCAGUGGUGUCCAGCCCCUUGGCAUUUGGCAACAGCUGGAAAGUGGCCACCCCUCCCUGCUCGGAUGUGACAACAGAGAUAUUUCCGUGUGAACGCAACUCCUACUGCGCAGCCUGGGCCCAGCGGCGCUGUAUGAUUCUGACAGGAGACACCUUCAGUGAAUGCCACCUCAAAGUGGAUCCAACUUCCUUCUACCAUGCGUGUGUGCAAGAGUCUUGCUCCUGUGAGUUUGAAGGCAAGUUCCUGGGCUUCUGCACGGCCGUGGCAGCGUACGCAGAGGCCUGCAGCGACCACGAUGUUUGUAUAAAUUGGAGAACUCCGGAUUUGUGUCCGGUCUACUGUGACUACUACAACGAGCAGGGCCAGUGUAGCUGGCACUAUGAAGCCUGUGGAAAGAUGCUAACCUGCGGCAAAGACAACUACAUCACUCACAAGCUGGAAGGCUGCUACCCCAGAUGUUCAAAGGAGGAGCCAUACUUUGAUGAAAAUACUGGUGAAUGCACUAAAUUGAGAAAUUGCACUUGUGACUUUAAUGACGCCAUCCUUCAGCCCAGGGCAGUGGUGAUGAUGAGGUCUGUUGAGUGCCGCUGUGAAAAUGGGAAAAUGAAUUGCCCACCUCCACCCACCACACCUGCCACCACCACCGCUUCAACUACAACUGAAACAACUGUGUUUUCCACCACCAUUACUACACCACCAACUACAGCAGUCUUAACUACGACUGAAUCAUCAUCAACAACACCCCGCAGCACCUCCUCACCAAUGACAACCACUACCAAUGUCUCAACUACCACUGGAGAUUGGUCAACCUUGCUUUCCACCACUGCUACACCAACAACUACAACUGUCUUAACUACAGAUGAAACAUCAUCAACAACGCUCCCCACCACCGCUACAUCAUUAACCACAACGGCACAUACUACCAAUGACACAACUGUAUAUCCUACUACCACUACACAAACAACUGAAACAUCAUCAGCAAUGCCCCCCACCACCUCUUCACCAACGACAACCACUACCAAUGUCUCAACUACUACUGGAGAUUGGUCAACUGUGCCUUCCACCUCUACCCCAACAACUACAACCACUUUAACUACAGCUGGAACAUCAUCAACAACUCCCCCUACCACCUCUUCACUAACGACAACCACUACCAAUGUCUCAACUACUACUGGAGAUUGGUCAACCACCUCGACACCAAUAACCACAACUGCAGUUACUAACAAUGAAACAACUGUGUAUCCUGCGACUACUACACCGAUGACUACAACAGCUGUAACAUCUUCAACAAUGCCCCCCACCACCUCUACACAAAUCCCAACCAUUACGAACGUUUCAACAACUGUUGGAAAUUGGUCAACUGUGCCUUCCACCUCUACCCCAACAUCUACAACUGCCUAUACUACCAAUGAAACAACUGUGUAUCCUGAAACUACUCUACCAAUAACAACAACAAUAACAACUGCCCUAACUACUGCUGAAACAUCAUCAACAACUGUGCUUUCCACCACUUCUACACCAAUAACCGCAACUGACUAUACUACCAAUGACACAAAUCUAUCUCAUAGUACCACUACACUAACUACUACAACUGACUUAACUACAGCUGUCACAUCCUCAACAACACCCUCCACCACCUCUACACCAAUGACAGCUACUGCUAAUGUCUCAACUACUCCUGGAAAUUGGUCAACUAUGAAUCCUUCAACAAUUACUACACCAAAAACUACAACUGACUUAACAACUGCUGAAAAUUCAUCAACAGUGCCCCCCACCACCUCUACACCAAUUAUGACCACUACCAAUGUCUCAACUACUCCUGGAAAUUGGUCAACUAUGAAUCAUUCCACCAUUAAUACAACCACAACUGCCUCAACUACAGCUGAAACAUCAACAACGCCCCCCAUGUCCACCAUGUUUUCCGACACCUCUACACCAAUAACCACAACUGCCUAUGCUACCGAUGAAACAACUGUAUAUCCUACCACGAUUAAGCCAACACCCACAACUGCCCUAACAACUGCUGAAACAUCAUCAACAAUGCCAACGAUUUCUUCUACACCAAUGACGGACAUUACCAAUGUCACAACUACUCCUGGAGCUUGGUCAACUCCAGGGUGUGAGUGUAAAGACCUGAAGAGGAAACUAAGCUGGGGUUGCGGCGAGAUGUGGACAGAGGACUGCUUCGAUAAGAGCUGUAGGGAGGGGAAGAUAGAGUUGACUCCAGUGGUUUGUCCAGAGUCUUCAAGGCCUAAAUGCCCCAGAGACCAGGCCACACAAGUCUGGGAUGGAUGCUGUGAAACAUGGAAGUGUGACUGUCGCUGUGAGCUGUAUGGGGAUCCCCACUACAUCUCUUUCCAAGGAGUAACCUUUGAUUUCCUGGACGAAUGCACCUACCUUCUUGUUGAGGAGCAGUCAAUACAUUAUAAUCUGACCAUUGCUGUGGACAACUUUGCCUGUGUGGAAGGCCUCCUAGGCUCGUGUGCUAGAGGCAUCAUCCUGAAAUAUCAGAACAGUACAGCUACACUCAGUAUCCUUCAAGAUAAGAUAGUACAGGCCACUCUGAACAACGUGACCAUACAGCCACCAUAUGAGGAGCCUGGGUGGAGGUUUGAGACCACCGGAUAUGUAGUGUCAAUCUACCUCCCAGACCUGCGCUCUUAUGUCUCCCUCACUCCGUCUUACAGCCUGGUGGUCAGUCUGGCCAUGGAGCAUUUCCUCAACAAUACCCAGGGACAAUGUGGAGUGUGUGGUGUUGGAUCAUGUGUCCGUAAAGGAGGGCAGAUCGAGGAUGACAGCUGCUGUAGUAAGACGGCCAAUGACUGGGUGUACCACGACCCCCUCAAGCCCGCCUGUGCUUCUGCCCCCAGAGACAUACCUUGUAUCUCACCCACUACAGUACCCACAAGCCCACCCCCUACCCCCUGCCCUGCUAGCCCACUAUGUGAGCUGCUACAACACCCAGUCUUUUCAAAUUGCACACCGUAUGUGGAUCUGGACCUUAAAAUGAAGAACUGCAAGUUUGAUUCAUGCACGAGUGGUCCGUGCGCUUCACUAGAGCAAGCUGCUAAGGAAUGCAAGGUGGAAUGGUGUAUUGACUGGAGAAGCCUGACCAAUGGGACCUGUGAUGUGCCUUGUGAUGCGGGAUUGGUUUACAGAGAAUGUCAAAAGAAGCCGGAUGGAUUCUGCCAUGGAGGAGCACAUUAUCAAGGUGACACCACUGAGAACUACAUUGGAGGCUGUUUUUGUCCCAGUGGCCAAGUCAGAGCAGGAAAUCAUUCAUCCACCUGUGUGGACACCUGCCGCUAUUGUAAAGGACCACUUGGUGAGCCCAAAAUGCCUGGUGAGGUGUGGCAGUCCGGCUGUAGCUGGUGCACAUGUAACAAGCAGACUGUCAAGGAGGAGUGUCACAAACUUCCUGUUUCAGCUCCCCUCUGUAGCAGCACUGCUGUACUGGUGAACAGAUCUUGCUGCGGUGAUCAGAUUUGCGUUGAGAAGACAUGCAGUUAUCAGGGAAAAACAUACAAGAUGGGAGACAGAUGGAGGGAUGCCGCCCAUCCCUGCACGUCAUUUAGUUGCAGCAAAGAUGGAAUUCAGACUGUGAUUAAAGUCUGUCCUACAGAAGAGUGUCAGGAGGAGGACAGGAUUUGGGACGACCAGCACUGCUGCUUUUCAUGUAACCAGAACUGUGCUCCGAAGAUGACCAGUCUUAACCUAACAGUAGACAGCUGUGUUGCCGUCAUACAGAUGCCUGUGUGUCAGGGCCAAUGUGAUUCUGAGCCCAGGGUGGUGUUACACAAUGACCUGCAGGUGGAGCAGCAGAGCUCCUGCUGUGUGGAGAGACUCUUUGAGAGGAGAUUAGUGACCCUGCAGUGCUCUGACCUCACGACCAGGAGCUACAACUACACGCACAUCACCAGCUGUGAGUGCAGAUACUGUACUGUACUCUGGUAGUGUACUAAAGCAUACUUUUGAGGGGCUCUUCAUUCCUGCUACUUCAUAUACCACUAGAAUUCAGAGGCAAAUUCUGUAUGAUUCACUCUAUCCAUUUACUUGAUAACUUUAAUUUAGUUAGAAGAUUCUGAUUUAUAAAACGAAAUAUAAUCAACAAAUAAUGUUUUAUGUUUUAUUAUUUUAUGAUAAACUUUAUUGAACCCUUAAUGAAACUCACAAUCUACCUGCCAGUAGAUAUACUGUCCUCCUUUAUCAUUUGCAAUAUUAAAGUGAUGAUCACAUCAAUGUAUCAUUCUUUGUAAUCCAAUGAUAUGGUAUUUUAUUUGUUUUACUUGAAGUACAUAUUGAUGCUCAUACUUUUGUAUUUAAAUGCAGUACUUUUACUUAUAGUAAGAGUAUUUUUACACUGUGGUAUUGCUAACUCAGAUAAAGAGUACUUUGUCCACCACUGAACAUACUGCACCAAAAAUGACUGACAGCACAGACUGGACAGCAUUUCUGUUAUAUACUUAAGAUUCUCCAAGUCAACAUAUAAUGAAAUAAAAUGUAAUGGCUUAUUAGUUUUUUUCUUUUUCAAAGCAAUAACUGAAUCAGUUUUCCAUCAAAUAAACGC